AACUUGUGUCGCUCUUCUUUGGGAGAGAAAAAAAACGAGAAGAAAGGAAAGAAAAGCAAGGCGAACGGGAUACGUAGACGUUGGCAGCAAGCUGAUGUCACGCCGCCUAUGCCGGCACCCGCUAAACGAGCUAUCCAAAGCGCAUCGAGUGAGGCGUGGGGUCUCUCUGCCCCAACUGGUGUGCUGAAGGGAGGACUUAGGAAGCGAAUGCAUCGAUGCACAUGCAGUCAGCAAGCUCGGACGGGCCAGCCAGGCCUACCGUACGCGCGCGGACUGUGCGGUUGGGAAAUAAUCAGUCCCAGGAUGCCUCUCGGCACGAAGCCACAGAAGAUGAUCUGUCACAUCACCCUUCGCCAACUGACGCCCAAGGGAAAACGCGGCAUCUAGCUGUCCGAAGCGCGCCGAGAGUGGCGCCUCAUGGGCAACUAUCUUCCCCACAGCGGCGGGGAUGUGCUGAUCUCUCUACUAGCUCAGAUUCAUACGACACUUUCCUCACACCGCCUGGAUUGUCAGGUUAUCUUCGUUUUCAACCUUCCAAUAAGGAGAAAAAAGAAACCAGCCGCUUCGGCAUCACGCCAUCAACCCCCCUCUGGGCUCACGUGUGUGUUGAAUGCGACUGGCGGUGGGAGGAGGGCCAGUGUCUACGUAGGUGCUCCGUGGCAAUCAAUCGAGCAGUCACAGCUGCAUACCGAUGCUAUCACGGUACAGUCCCUGCAUCGGCGCGGGUCAGGAAGACUGGCCGCAACCCGCCCGGCUACUGCGUCAUGGGACCACGGAUUUCGCCCCCCGUGUGUCCAGUGCCAGACGAUCGGAGCCGACGAGGGGCGGGGAUUGGCAGCAGCGCGUCGUCCCCUACGCUACUGCGACGGGGAUACGCCCACGCAAUCCCUGGUUCUCGGAACGGGGCCAUCCGGCGGUCGACUAGUCCUGGGCGGCACGCGAGCGCCGCGGGUCCUCCCGCCACGCGGGCUUCGCUAACACACAUACAUCGUCUUCAGUUGGGCCGCAGGCCUGCAGCUUCGGGGGCGAAGACACCUAACCCGGGGCGUAGGCGCGACCACGCGAACGAGGGGAGGCGACUUGGUUAUCGGGCGUAUCGCCCUCGUAUCGUCUCAAAGCUCGCGAGCGACAUUUGCCAUCUGCGAAUCAGCACGAGCAAGAGGAAUAGUCGAGAGAAACACAACGCGUAAAAAAAAAGAAGGGCGAGGCAAGCGAGAGAAGAGAAGAGAAAAGAAGAGAAAACCCUGAGAAAUCAUGCUGUCAUCCCGUCUCCCCCUAGGCCAUGACUGGCGCGUCCCCUCCCCUCGUCUUCUCCUUUCCUGGACUUUUUUUUUCCUGACCAGAGUGAUGUCUUUU
Messenger RNA from Durotheca rogersii, 1356 nucleotides. RefSeq lists its product as uncharacterized. The transcript has a single exon. The coding region runs from base 216 to 1190 and encodes 324 amino acids. NCBI's taxonomy places the organism in Eukaryota, Fungi, Ascomycota, Sordariomycetes, Xylariales, Xylariaceae. The record is from RefSeq and is a predicted model, not a curated record.